Messenger RNA from Sitodiplosis mosellana (orange wheat blossom midge), 1940 nucleotides. It is a transcript of the gene barc, whose product is annotated as HIV Tat-specific factor 1. The transcript has a single exon. Gene Ontology annotation, biological process: mRNA splicing, via spliceosome. The record is from RefSeq and is a predicted model, not a curated record. Gene Ontology annotation, molecular function: RNA binding. The coding region runs from base 199 to 1755 and encodes 518 amino acids. Gene Ontology annotation, cellular component: U2-type spliceosomal complex; U2 snRNP. NCBI's taxonomy places the organism in Eukaryota, Metazoa, Arthropoda, Insecta, Diptera, Cecidomyiidae.
CAAAGUGGCAAACGUCAAACAUAGUAUAUUCAUCUGUUUAUAUAGAUUUUUUUCACCGCAACGAAAGAAGAAACUGUUCAAAAAUACCUCAAACAAAGAAGCUGAUAAUUUUUUUUGUUUCAAAUGAAAAGUGCAAACGGGUUAUUUUUGAACUAAUUAAUUACAAAAUACAAAUUGUAAGAACUAUUGGUUUCGAAAAUGUCGGAUGAACCAACGAAAGUUGCAACCGAUGGUGAAUUGAUUCCUGAGAAUGGAUCAAAUGAGCCGUCAAAGAAAGAUGAAAGUGCAAAUUCUGAGAGUCAACCCAAGGAAACCAACGAAAUUAACGAGGAGGAUGUGAAUCAAACUGCUGGCAGUAGUGUAGAUUAUACAAAGUGCAUGACUUAUUCAGACGAUGGAACAGCCAUUUACACUGAUCCGGCCACAAAGUAUCAGUAUGUUUUCGAUAAAGAAAAGAAGCAAUGGGUACCCAAAGACUCAGGUGAAAAUAAUCCGUAUGAAAAUGAAUAUUAUCGAUGGUGUACGGAGACAAACCAGUGGAUUCUAAAGGAGGGUGCAUCAAGUGAUGCUGCGAAUGAAUUCGAGAAUGAGCACUACAAGUGGAAUCCCGUCACUAACGAAUGGGAAGCGAAAAAUGGUGAUCAGAAAUUUGCAACGUCUGUGUGUGUCGAUGGGCAACGUUUACACACCGAUUCCGAUGGAGUGGUGUACUUUUGGGAUGAAGAGAAAAAAGCUUGGUUCCCAAAGAUCGACGAUGACUUUAUUGCAAUAUAUCAAACCAACUAUGGAUUCAUCGAUAACACCUCAACGAAACCAGCCGAGACAUCCUCAUCACAGCUCAACAAAGCUAAGCCGGAAACAGAGGCGAAAACAGAUGAACCAUUAAAGGUGACCACCGGCAAACGAAAAGCUAGUCAACCGCAAUGGUUCGAAGAAGCGCCUGAGCAAUGCACAAAGGUCUACGUAUCCAAUUUGCCGGAAGACAUAACUGAAGAAGAAUUCAUUGAGGUUAUGUCGAAGUGUGGAAUGAUUUUCCGUGAUCCAAAAACCAGAAAAUUGAAGGUGAAACUAUACGCCGAACCGAAUGGACAGUUGAAAGGCGAUGGUCUAGUGAGUUAUAUACGGGUUGAAUCGGUGAAGCUGGCCAUUGAUAUGCUCGAUGGAUAUGAAGUGCGAGGACGCAAAAUCAAAGUUCAACGAGCUCAAUUCCAAAUGCGUGGCGAUUACAAUCCGAAACUGAAACCGAAACGAAAUAAACAAGACAAGGAAAAGCAGAAAAAAUUAGAAUCAAAAUUGUUGGACUGGCGACCAGAUAAAAUGCGCGGCGAACGUGAGAAAUAUGAACGUGUUGUCAUAAUUAAAAAUCUCUUUGAACCGGAAACAUUUGACAAUCAUGUUGAUUUAAUCAUUGAUUAUCAGAAUGAUCUUCGUGAAGAAUGUUCAAAGUGUGGCACUGUGAAAAAGGUUGUCAUCUACAGCUCUGAACCAGAAGGUAUUGCCGAAGUUCGAAUGGGUGAUCCCGAAGAAGCCGAUAUUGUUGUUAAAAUGAUGCACAGGAGAUACUUCGGAAAGCGAUUGCUCACCGCUGAAUUGUGGGAUGGUAAAACAAAGUAUAAGGCCAAUGAAUCAGAAGCUGAGACCAAAGAGCGACUCUCCAAGUGGGAUGAAUUUCUCGAACAGGGUGAUGAUGAUUAUGGAAAACCAAGUGAAACACCAACAGCUACAGCUACAACUAUCGAAACGAAGGAAGACUGAAGUGGAUUGUUUAUCAUGAAGUAAAAAAAAACAAUAAAGAUUAACAUAGAAAAAUGGCUUUUAUCCCAGAGAGAAAAUAAUCAGAUGAUGUAUUUAAUUUUAGAUACGAGCAUUUUUUUUUUGGUCAACUUAUAGCCACUUAAUUGUGUAACGAAAAAAAUAAAGAAGUUGCAAACGAACACAAA